Molecule: messenger RNA, 7156 nt
Organism: Eupeodes corollae
Lineage: Eukaryota; Metazoa; Arthropoda; Insecta; Diptera; Syrphidae
Gene: Lrp4
Product: low-density lipoprotein receptor-related protein 4
Exons: 22
Coding region: 1-6183 (2060 amino acids)
Molecular function (GO): calcium ion binding; protein binding
Source: RefSeq, a predicted model, not a curated record
AUGGACCGGAACUCAGAUCAGGGUGACACCGAGGUUAAUAUUCAGGCACUGUUUGUUUUAUGUGAUGAACAAGCGACGGCAACGGCAUUGCCAAAUUCAGCAGAUGUAUCGGAUGGCGGAAGUUCUAAAAUUGGAGUACGACAAGGAUCGGCCAGACAGUUUCUCGGCUCGAGUUUCGUAAGAGAUGACCGAUCACCCCUGCUCUCGCUUCGAUAUGGUCAACAACCGCGACAAUCACGUCGUGGUGAUCGACAUGAUGUAGACCAUCAUGAGGGAAUACUGCAACACCAUGGUCAUCAGCAGGACCAUCAUCACCAAGAACAAGAUGGCGCAACCGAUGACGAUAUGAUGUCGGGACAAUAUGAACCGCAUCCAUCAGACUUCCCACCACAUCCAGAUGAUUACUAUUUUGCUCAAGACAUACCGAAUUAUUUGGCCCAGGAGAUUUACACAACGGAACCGCUACAGCCAGGCAAUGGUGCUGCAGAAGGCAAUGGCGAACGCUAUGAUAAGUCAGAUCCGCGAUAUCGAGCUUCGGUAGGAGCUCGAAGACCAUUGGUUAGACCGGAUUUGUAUGGAGUCAAAGAGACUGGCGAUCGAAAGACAGACACUCAACGCGGCACAGAACGGUUCUUGGGUAUGUUAAAUACCCGGGAUAAAAUCUUUAGACCGCACAUACCCCUGGUGAGUGAUAUAUUGUCACCGAACGAUGGAUCAUACCACGAAUGUGCCAACAACUGCAAAGACACUCAAUGGACUUGUUCUAUGUCCUGUUCCUGCAUACCGAAGAGCCAACGCUGUGACAAAGUAAAGAACUGUGACGAUGGAACUGAUGAACAUGACUGCGAUGGCAAUGACGAUAUGAUAAGCAAAAUCCAAAUGACCUGUGAGGCAAGUGGCUAUCAUGUCAUGUGCCCCAAGACCUAUCGAUGCAUCAACAAGGAAUGGCUGUGCGAUGGCGAUGAUGAUUGUGGUGAUUAUUCAGAUGAGACUCAUUGUGGUAACCGAAGUAACUGUACAGAUGACCAGUUUGAGUGUUCGAAUGGAUUUUGUGUGCCAAAAAGCUGGAUGUGCGAUGGCGAAAACGAUUGCAAGGACUUUUCCGAUGAAGCUAAUUGUUCUAGGAUAACGUGUUCCCAAGAGCACUUUCCAUGUGAAGAUGGUUAUUGCGUUUCAUUAGCAUUCCGUUGUGACGGAGAAAAAGAUUGCGCUGACGGAUCAGAUGAACGCAACUGUGAAGCUGCCAUGAAUAGUUGUCCCGAGGGAGAAUUUAAGUGUCGUGGCGGUUUGGGUGGAGCUGGAGGUCCAGGUGGACAGUGUGUUCUGAAUCGGUUCCGUUGUGAUAACGAUAACGAUUGUGGCGAUUGGAGUGAUGAAGAAAAUUGCCCUAAGAAACCCUCGAGUUGUACGUCUAAUGAAUAUAAAUGCGCUGAUGGAACAUGCAUCCCCAAUCGUUGGAAAUGUGACAAAGAACAGGAUUGCGAUGGGGGAGAGGACGAAAAGGAUUGUGGCUACAUGAAUGGCAGUCAACCUACCAAAUGUGCACCCGACGAAUUUACCUGUCUCAAUGGACGCUGCAUAUUGUCCACUUGGCUGUGUGAUGGAUAUCCUGAUUGUUCGUCGGCUGAAGAUGAGGUUGAGUGUCAUUUGGCAUGUGAUGCUGGUCAAUUUUUGUGUCCUGCUAAGAAAAACAUAACCAACUUGAAAAUCUGUGUGCAUCAAAAACACGUCUGCGAUGGUCAGAAUGACUGUCCUCUAGGUGAAGAUGAGAUGAACUGUCCUCAAGUUAGGGAAUGCUCGCUGAAUUCACGCUGUGAACAACUUUGCAUUGAUUCACCUCGAAGUCCAGAUGAAUGUGCAUGUCGCUUGGGAUAUGUCUUGCAGAGCAACAAGAGAAACUGCACUGAUAUCGAUGAAUGUCAAUUUUCGAAUCCAGUUUGUUCUCAAAAAUGUGACAAUACCAACGGAAGUUUCCGAUGUUCCUGUGAAAUUGGCUAUAUCCUGCGACCAGAUUUGCGAACUUGCAAGGCUCUAGGUGGAGCUAUGCAAUUGCUUGUUGCCAAUCGCUGGGACAUUCGAAAAGUCACUUUGUCCAAUAAUCGAUACACCGCCGUAGUCAAGGGUCUACACAAUGCCAUAGCCCUCGAUUAUCACUUCAAGAAAGGUCUUAUGUUUUGGUCAGAUGUAUCAACGGAUGUUAUCAAAAUGGUCUAUGUCAAUGGAACACGGGUUCGAGAUGUCAUUAAAUGGGGGUUGGAGUCACCAGGAGGGAUUGCAGUUGAUUGGGUUCAUGAUUUACUCUUUUGGACUGAUUCGGGAACGAGAAGAGUGGAAGUGUCAAACUUUCAAGGCAAUUUAAGGGCUGUUAUAGCUGUCAAUGAUUUGGAUAAGCCACGUGCCAUUGUUGUCCACCCCGGGGAAGCUAUGGUAUUUUGGUCUGAUUGGGGUCCAAAUCCGAAAAUAGAAUUUGCUUAUAUGGAUGGAUCACAGCGAAAAGUUAUCAUUACCAAAGGUGUGACAUGGCCAAAUGGUCUAACGAUAGAUUAUCCAAGUCGUAAGCUAUAUUGGGCCGAUGCUAAGCAACACGCAAUUGAAAGUUCAAACUUUGAUGGAUCAGAUCGAGUCAAGAUUCUUAGUAGCCACCUGCCGCAUCCAUUUGCAUUGACGAUAUUUGAAGACACCAUGUAUUGGACCGAUUGGAAUACCAAAACUGUUUCAGCAGCAAACAAGAUAUCUGGCAAAGGUUUUCGUUCAGUACAUGAGAACUUCCAUUUCCCAAUGGAUGUUCAUGCCUAUCAUCCAGCAAGACAACCUGAAUACCCUGAUCGUUGUCAGAAGGAUCGUCGUGGUCUCAGAGGUGGUUGUACCCAUUUGUGUCUGCCCAAUAAGACCUCACGACGUUGUGGAUGUCCCAUCGGACUUACUCUCAAAGAAGAUCAAAAAACCUGCAACAGUUCUCCAGACAAGCUUCUUUUAGUAGCCCGUCGAAAAGAUAUCCGCCUACGUCAACUUAACAGCAAACCCUCAUCAAGCAAUGAUAUCGAUAUGAUAGUUCCAGUGGACAAUCUAAAGCACACUGUCGCUUUGGAUUGGUGCAGUGAGACUGACUUCAUCUAUUGGACAGAUGUUGAACGUUCUUCAAUUAACAAGGCUCAUCUCAAUGGAAGCUAUCAACAGAGACUUGUCCAUUCAAAUUUAGUUUCACCAGCUGGCCUGGCUCUAGAUUGGAUAACGCAUAAAAUCUAUUGGACGGAUCCAGCUACAAAUCGCAUAGAAGUUGCUAUGACAAACGGACAAAUGAGAUCGAUUCUGAUUUGGGAGAAGCUCGAUAAGCCUCGAGAUAUUGUUGUCAAUCCAAUUGAUGGACUUAUGUUUUGGUCUGAUUGGGGUGAAGUACCAAUGAUUGAAAGAUCGGGGAUGGAUGGAAAGAGUAGAACUGUGGUAACAACUCGAAACCUCAAAUUUCCAAAUGGACUUGCUGUGGACUAUGAUAAUCAAAAGAUCUACUUUGUUGAUGGUGGAUUCAAGACAAUCGAGAGUAUGAACUUCGAUGGAACAGCUCGCAAAGUCAUCAUAGGAACCGGUCUGGGUCAUCCAUUUGGACUUGAUAUCAAUGAAAAUAAAAUCUUCUGGACUGACUGGGAAACCAAAUCGGUCAAAGUCGCUGAUAAGCUUACAGGACAAAAUAUAAAAACUGUAAUUGCCAAUACAAGUGACCUGAUGGAUGUUCGAGUAUUUCACCGUUCUCGUAGGAGGAUGCAGAACACUUGCGAAAAUUACAACGGAGGUUGUUCACAUUUGUGCCUGUUGAGUCAAUUUGGCUAUAGCUGUGCUUGUCCAGUUGGUGUGAAGCUUUCGGAUGAUAUGAGGACAUGUUACGAUGGCCCUUCGACUUAUAUUCUCUUCGCCCAUCGAAUGGAUAUUCGUCAGAUUUCCCUUGACUUUGCUCAUUUGAUUGAUGUAGUUCUUCCAUUGCCACCGAUAUCUAAUGCAGUUGCUCUGGAUGUGGACAAACAGACAGGACUUAUCUAUUGGUCUGAUACGGUGGAAAAGGUUAUCAUGUGCUCAAGUGCAGAUGGUCUGCAUGUGAAUCAGAUCAUUGGUGAGAGCUUGGACAAUGCUGAUGGACUAAUCAUCGAUUCUGUUGGAAGAAAUAUGUACUGGACCGAUGCUGGCCGUCACACGGUCGAAGUAAGCAAUUUAGAUGGAAAGAAUCGCCAUUUGAUAGCUUGGCAAGAUCUGGAAUCACCACGUGGAAUUGCCCACGACUACGAAGCCGGUCUUCUCUUCUGGACAGAUUGGGGACAUUUGAGGAAAAUCGAAAGAGCCCAUAUGGAUGGUGGAGAACGGAGUAAAAUUGUCACUGAUACACUUGGUUGGCCAAAUGGUCUAUCGGUUGAUUUGGAAGCCAAGAGAAUCUUUUGGGUUGAUGCUCAACUAAAGUCAAUUGAUUCAUGUGAUUAUACGGGAAAUCAACGACAGAAGAUAAUGGCAGCAUUGCAUCAUCCAUACGCCUUGGCUGUUACACCUAAGCAUAUCUACUGGACCGAUUGGAAGUCAAAAGCUCUGCACAUGGCCGAUAGAAAGAAUAUCUCGAUUAGAUCGGAUGUAAUAGUUAAUGUUGAUGGUUUAAUGGAUAUUAAGAUUGUAAAGACCAAUGUUACCCUUCAAGAGAACGUCUGUGGCAAAGAUAAUGGUGGAUGUUCACAUUUGUGUUUGAGAAAUCCCACAGGAUACUCAUGUAAAUGUCCAAUCGGAUUAAAAAUGAAAGAUGGCAGUAGCACUGAAUGUCAAACUUUACCAGAUGAUUACCUUUUGAUUGCACAACGCUCGGGAAUUGGUAUGAUUUCCCUUAAUACUCCUGACUUCAUGGAUGUUGUGCUGCCUAUCAAAGGCGUGCAUGGCGCUGUUGUACUUGACUUUCACUACAAAAAAUCACUCCUCUUUUUUGCCGAUGUUAAUUUGGAUAUAAUUCGGAGAGUUAAUCUUCUAAAUUUCACAGAUAACAAAGUAAUUGUUGAUUCUGGACUCUUAACUCCGAAUGGCUUGGCAGUUGAUUGGAUAGCGGAUAAUGUUUAUUGGUCGGAUCCGGAUAGGAAAAUUAUUGAAGUAUCUCGAUUAGAUGGAAGUUCGAGGAAGGCAAUCAUUUCCGAAGGACUUAAUGAUCCAAGGUCGUUGAUUGUUUAUCCUAAGAAAGGUUUCCUCUUUUGGUCUGAUUGGGGCACUCCACCGAGUAUAGAACGAUGUCUUCUUGACGGAACUAAUCGAACACCAAUUGUGACCACAGAUCUUGGAGCUCCAACUGGAUUGGCGAUAGAUUUCGAAACUCGACGUCUGUUUUGGGCAGAUUCUCUGCAGGAUCGAAUAGAAAUGGUCGAUUUUUAUGGCAAGAAACGAACCCAAAUAAUUCCGUUUGCAACUCAUUUAUUCGGAUGCACAGUGUUUGAUUCCGCCAUUUAUUGGACUGAUUGGUAUAACAAAUCAGUUUAUCGAGCUAGAAAAAUGCAACGAAAUGGCUUUACGAACAUUGGAGAAAUUCGACAUUCCCUUAGUGGAGCCAUGGACAUACGAGCUGUUUCGGCGCGACGUCAACCAGACGAAUGGAAUCAAUGUUCCACCGAUAAUGGUGGUUGUUCACAUUUGUGCUUAUUCCGAGGACAUGAUUAUAUCUGUGCAUGUCCUGAUGUCCCUGAUAAACGUACAUGUAAGCUUGCACCAGCUUUUAUUGUACCACGUCGUUCGGAUGAUGCACCUGAGUAUCCAGAUGAAGUUACAGCUGGAACAAGUUCAGUUGAAGAUGAUUCGUCGUCAGAUCAACGAACGGCACAAGAACGUUUUGUGAUAGUAGCAAGUGGUGUAGUAACAGUUAUGAUCAUAUUAGUGGUACUUGCAAUUUUAGUUUUAGUCCUGAAUUCGAAGAAGAACAAACCAAAAAGGAACUCACGAGGAUCAAGUCGCUCCGUAUUGACGUAUUCGAAUCCAAAUUAUAACGUCGAUGGUACACCAAUGGAACCAAAGACAACAAUUUGGAAAAGAUUUAGAUACGAUAAGUCACAUGAACGUGUCUACGAAGAACGAAGCUUAACAACCGAGACUGCAUCAACAAGUCUCUUUGUUGCCACACCAUCACCAAUGGCUUCGCCUUCAAAUAAAAACAACAUACAACUAUCAACAAUUACAUAAAUAAAAAAGUGUUUGAUUUCUAAAAAAAUAGUUAUUAUUUGUCUAUUUUUUUUUUAAAUAAAUUCAUUUGUAAAUUACAAAAAAAAGAAAUAUUUUUGUGUCUUUAAAAUUUUAAAUAUAAAUUCUAAUUUUCUAUAUAUAUAUAUAAAUAUAAAAAGAAAAACAAAAAACAAACUCCCUGUAUAAUAAAAUGAAAAAUUAAAUGAGCGGCACGGUUGUUUACUAAUAAAAAAAUAAAGUAAUUAUGUCAACAAAAUUGUAUUUAAAUAAAUUAAAACAAAAAAAACUUAAAUUUUCGGAAAAAAGUAUUACAAAAUUAAUAUACGUAUUUUUGUACAACAAUAUGAAAAUUAAUAUAUUUAUCAAAAACAAACAAAAUCUUAAAAAAAAAUUAAAACAAUUUAGGCAAUUCAAGGAAAUUAAGUUUUUAAUUUAACUGGAUGAUAUUUAAUUUUCUAUAAUUUUUAAGUUAAGCAACAACAGCAAAGCAGAAAAGGAAAACACUCAGCAAUUAUAAAAAAUAAAUCAAAAGAAAAAAACCAUAAAUACCAAAAAACAACUUCACUUGUUAAAAAUAGUGUAAGUGUCAACACUAACCAAAACUCGAACUACCAAUGAUUCCUAACCAGAAAAAAAAUAUAUUUAUCAACAGAAAUUUAAAUAAAAAUGAAGACAAAAAUCUCAAAAACUAUAAAACAAUAAAACCAACAGAAAUAGUCAAACCAAAAACAGGUACCUUGUGAAUUGUUAUAAUAUUAAAAUGUUUUAUUAUUCAUCAUGUAAAUAUUUGUAUAUAGAAUAAAUAUUUUUUUAUUUUUUUCCAAAUUAAUUUUCUAAAAAAUAUUUAUAUAAAUGUACAUUUUUAAUUUUAUUUUUCAAAGUAUUCUAUUUAAGGAUAACAUUACUAAAAAAUCCUUUUAAGAAGGAUAAAUAAAAACUUAAAUUGAAUACAACUGUGAAUUUCAGUGCCAAA